Molecule: messenger RNA, 1834 nt
Organism: Heteronotia binoei (common prickly gecko)
Lineage: Eukaryota; Metazoa; Chordata; Lepidosauria; Squamata; Gekkonidae
Gene: SLC7A6OS
Product: solute carrier family 7 member 6 opposite strand
Exons: 6
Coding region: 450-1433 (327 amino acids)
Biological process (GO): developmental process
Source: RefSeq, a predicted model, not a curated record
GAAACCCGACUUAAACACUUCCGGAUUCUCCCAGUGAGUGAGUGAAUCGUGUGAUGUCAACGAGCUUGAUCCCCUCCCCGCCCCCCCUCAACAGCGGCUCCGCUAGGGAGAUUUCCUGGACUUUUUGCUCCUGGCAGGAUCUCUGCAAUGAAAAGGAUCCUCCGGUCGUAUGUCUCCUGCCUCACAGGGUUGUUGUGAGGAUAAUGGAGGGGAAACCGUGUCUACCGCCCGGUUACACAGAAUUCCUGCUCCUGGCCACAAAUAAGACCCUAGGACUUAUAUUUCUGCCAUUUUGAAACCUAGUGGGCGGGGGAUAUAGAAUUGAUAUUUCAAGGCGCUAAAAGGAAGAUUUCUAAUUAUUUUAAUUCCACUUUUCAAGUCGAUGUACACUGCACCGUCCCAUAUUUUGUAAGCAUCCUUCGGGAGCAGCGCGGCCUUAUGUGGUUGCCAUGGAGCGUGCGGCAGUGUUGCGCGUGAAGCGGAAACGCGGCGGGUCGGCGCCGGCCGAAGCCCUGGUGUUGGCCUGCAAGCGGCUCCGUACCGAGUCGGAGGUUGCCGACGCCACCGCUAGCGGCGAUGGAGUGGAGAAAAAUCUCUUCAAACUGGUGGCCACUGUGGUUUCUCAGGAUGAACCUGUUCAGAAGUACAUCCAAGAAGCUAUUACCAAAGACAAAGCAGCUCAGCGCCUGCGUCCAUCGUUGGGAAGUACCCAGAGAGUAACACAAGAUCUUCGCUCUUCCAAGCAAGCUAGAAGGCAGGAGAGCCGCUACCACCUGAUAGCUAGCCACCGUCCAAAUUUCACUGAUGUUAAAAGCAUUCUUCCUGCAGAUGGGGCGGAAUCAAAUGAAAGCAAGCAGCUGGCCUUUGAAGCAAAAAAGGACCCUUCCCAGGAAGAAAGCCAUGGUCCUUCAGGAUGUUGUGAUGAAUUUCAGUUGUUUGAUAUCAUACAAGAGGAAAAUGUGGAGAAAGAUCCUGGUAUGCCACAGAAAACUGAUGAUCCAGAUGUGAUUCUCUGCAAUGCUGUAGAAAUGAUCCGUGAACGUCUAACGGUAACUGACAGUGCUAAAGAAGCAGAGUGUGGCAUGAAGGAAGACGACUAUGUUUAUGAUAUCUAUUAUAUGGAAACAGUAUCCCCAGGCUGGAUUGAGAACAUACUCUCCGUACAGUCCUACACGCAGGAUUAUGAACUGGUGGAUGAAGAGUGCCUCCCAGAAGAAGUGUACGAUGACGAAGAUGAUGAGAAUAAUGAGAACAACUGGCGUAAUGACUACCCGGAUGGGGAUGAAUUCUUUGAGGAAGAUGACAGUGAUAGGGAAGCAAGCGGAAGCAGCGACGAAGAUAGUGGAUAUAUCAGAAGAACACAGGAGAAAUAUCAGGCUGAUGUCCUGUGGGAGUCUGACUAUAAUGGGUUCCAAGGGCUGGAUUCUGAAUAGCACAGAGAACUUCAGUGCCAAGGUGACUGUUUUACAGUGGCCUUUAAAGUUUGUAGCACCACAACUAUGUCACUUACUAUGGUGCAUGCUGUGUGGUUGCUUCAUUGCUCAUGGGAGAAUAUGGAAUAAUUAAAGGGAUUCUGGAAAUAUCAGAGUUCCUGUUAUUGCAACUCCUUUCUGCAUACAACAGUAGACGUGAAGGAAUCCCUGGACUUGUCAGGUGUCAGAUUUUACUGCACUGGGAUGUUUGAGUAGAUAGAAGGGUACCAAGAAAAGACGCCUUCCAUGGCCAUUACUGCGUUUUUAUGGCUCUUCUACUGUGGACUGAAAUACAGCUGCUAAUACUUGGUUAUUGAAUGCAUAAAUUAAUAUAGCAAUGUAAAUAAAUAUAUCAGUGUCAC